Molecule: messenger RNA, 2748 nt
Organism: Mauremys reevesii (Reeves's turtle)
Lineage: Eukaryota; Metazoa; Chordata; Testudines; Geoemydidae
Gene: EEF1AKMT4
Product: EEF1A lysine methyltransferase 4
Exons: 5
Coding region: 6-839 (277 amino acids)
Molecular function (GO): S-adenosylmethionine-dependent methyltransferase activity
Source: RefSeq, a predicted model, not a curated record
UAUCGAUGGCCCCGCCCUCAUAUAGGCACCACCGCGCCGCUGCGUCUGGGAGCAUGGACCUUCCGCGGCUGCCGGACUCUAAUGCCCGGUACCGGGACCGGUGCUUCUGGGACUCGCGGUACCGGGAGGUGGGGGCUGCUCCGGCUGAGUGGUUUGGGGGCUUAUCCUGCUUCCGCGAGCAGCUGGAGGCGGAGCUGCGCCCGGGGGACCGGAUCCUGGUGUUGGGCUGUGGAAACAGUGCCCUGAGCUCCGACCUGUUCCAGCUUGGCUACACAGAUGUCACCAGCAUUGACUACUCCCCGGUGUGCAUUGCGGGCAUGCGAGCCCGCUACGCCCAGUGCCAGGGCCUGCAGUGGGUGGUGAUGGACGCUCGGGACUUGGCCUUCGCAGACGGCACCUUCGACGUGGUUCUGGAGAAGGGCACGCUGGAUUCCAUGAUGGUGGUGGAGACGGACCCCUGGAAUGUGUCGCCUGAGACCACAGCGCUGCUGGACCAGGUGCUGAAGGAGGUCAGCAGAGUCUUGCGUCCGGGAGGCCGUUUCAUCUCCAUCACCUUCGCCCAGCCGCACUUCCGCAAGCGCCACUACGCCCAGCCCACCUAUGGCUGGUCCCUGCGCCACUCCACCUACGGCAGCAACUUUCACUACUUCCUUUACGUCAUGUGCAAGGGCCAGGAGCUGUCCCCUGCCGACCUGGCGCUGGGGCGGAGACUCCACGAGCUGCCCUGCCCCGCCCGCCCACCCAGCGUCCUCCAGGCCUUGGACAGCGAGGAUUAUCUCAGUGCUAUUGAGCUGAGCCAGACUGUGUGCUGGAGCUUGCCGCCAGCAAGGAGUCACUAACCAUUAGGCUUGUGAACCAUGCUUUAAGCCUCACCAGCUAAAAAGUCACGGUGGGGCCAGAACGCGCAGGAAAGGGGCCUGUCGGUUCAGAUUUGGAAACAGCCACAACCAAGGCUAUGAGAAACAGCAGCAACUCUUUAUGAUUACAUUGGUGGGGGGUUGUACUGGGGGGAACCUGGUUCCGACCAUCCCAUGCUCCCACUGCUGAUUGUAGUUUGCAUAAUAAGAUUAAUAGAUUCAUAGAUUCUAGGUCUGAAAGGGACCUCGAGAGGUCAUCGAGUCCAGUCCCCUGCCCUCAUGGCAGGGCCAAAUACUGUCUAGACCAUCCCGGAUAGACCUUUAUCUAACCUACUCUUAAGCCUUCAUUCCAUUGGGCUGUGAGCCCUGUGGGGGAGGGGCUGUCUCCCUGUGUGGUUGGAUAGGACCCAACACAUGGUGGGUCUGAACAGUUUACACCCGGGUAAUUCUACGGAUGGUAAUCCAGAUCUACACCCAUGUCAGUGCGAGGAGAAAUGGUCUCUCUGGUGGCUACCAGAGAAUAACUCACACUAGCCCAUUAGUGCUGGUCACUCAGCCUGGAGCUUCCAGCCUGGGGAGGCCUCUCCCCUCUAGGAGCCUCACAAGCCUGUCUCUGGAUAAAGGACACCAGGUCCAAUCCUGACCCAUGGGGAAUUGAAGGGGCUUCCCUCCCGCCCCUCCACGGGGUCAGUGGGAGACCAAAGCACCAGUGCUGCAGAGAGCGUCCUGUGCAAGCAUUAGGCUGCUGGAGAAAGCCCCCUGGUACAGGCAGGGACUUUGCCAUGGGCUGUGGUCGCCACUAGAAUGCUCUUUGUGGAAAGAGCCCAUUAGUUUGGGGGGAUGCAGUUGAAUGGGACCCCUGCCCACCCAUGCGGAUCCGACUUCAGAACCGGGGCCUUACAUGGGCUCCUCAGGGCAGGGGCUGGGUCCGCUUUUCACUGAUGGUGUGAAUACUUCAGUAGCAGUCAUGGCGGGGAAGUCCUCUCUCGGUGCCCCCUGCUCUGCACUACUGUGACCCCCUGCAGGCAGGGGCCAGCUGGAGUCCCAGGGAGCGGCAGGCAUCUGCCAAUCUGAUUCGAUAGUGAGAUCUAGAAGGGGAUCAGGCUGUUAAAAGGUAUGAAUGUAAAAUGUGUACCUGAGAGACUCCAACUGGUGCUGAGAAUCCAGAGGCUUUGGGGGCAGAUUCCUCUUUCCUGCAGCUCAGGGGGCACAGACAGGAGCAUUCAGGGAUCUGGGGACAUAGAUCAGCAAGGGCGAGAUCUGUAGGCAGCUGUGUUCCACCAUUGGCCCCGUACCCACAGGCUUCCUUUUCCAGCAGAGGGAGAUAGGAGCUGGCACAGCUGUAGAGACACUUAACUGCAGGGGGCUCAGACCCCAAGGUAGCCCUCUUCCUUAGAUCCUGAGCAUUUUGGGAAUGGGCGUUUAUUCAUGUCAGUGUUAAGCCAUGUAAAUACAGCUUGGGCAGAUGUGUGUGUGUGUCUCUCAGUGCGGGUGUACUGAUGGUGUUUGUUGAGUGCCUGUGUGCAUGUGGCUCUGUAUGGGAAUCCGUGUGUUUGGCUUUGAAUGUGGGUCUCUGAGUACCUACGUGUCUCUGUGUGUUGAGCAUGUAUGCAUGCAUCUGGGAGCGUGUGCACUUUGCAUGUGUGUAUAUGAGUCUGUCGGACGGCCUAUGUGAAUGGCUGUGCAUAUGUGGUUCUCUGUGUGUGGGUUGAGUGUAUAUGGAUGUGUCUGUGGUUCAGUGUGUUUGUAAGUUGGCUCAUUGCCUGUAGUUGUGGUGUCUGAAUUGCCUGUAGUUGUAGUGUCUCUUUACGUAAGAACGGCCAUACUGGGUCCUACCAAAGGUCCAUCUAGCCCAGUAUCCUGUCUUCUGACAGUGGCCAAUGCCAGGUGC